Messenger RNA from Cheilinus undulatus (humphead wrasse), 2397 nucleotides. RefSeq names its product paired like homeobox 2A (gene phox2a). NCBI's taxonomy places the organism in Eukaryota, Metazoa, Chordata, Actinopteri, Labriformes, Labridae. Gene Ontology annotation, biological process: regulation of transcription by RNA polymerase II. The transcript is spliced from 3 exons. Gene Ontology annotation, molecular function: DNA-binding transcription factor activity, RNA polymerase II-specific; RNA polymerase II transcription regulatory region sequence-specific DNA binding. The record is from RefSeq and is a predicted model, not a curated record. The coding region runs from base 12 to 917 and encodes 301 amino acids.
GGCUGAGCUCCAUGUAUAAGAUGGAUUACUCCUACCUGAACUCCUAUGACUCCUGCAUGGCGGCCAUGGAAGCGUCGGCCUACGCGGACUUCAGCUCAUGCAGUCAGGCCAGCUCCUUCCAGUACAACCCGAUCCGGAGCGGACCCUUCUCCAACCCGGGAUGCACCCCGCUCAGCACGGCCAGCUGCACCCUGGGAGCUCUGCGAGAGCAUCAACCCACACCUUACUCCUCAGUUCCUUACAAGUUUUUCUCAGACCCCUCUGGUCUAAAUGAGAAGAGGAAGCAGCGGCGCAUCAGGACAACCUUCACCAGCUCCCAGCUGAAGGAGCUGGAGCGAGUCUUUGCUGAAACACACUACCCCGACAUCUACACCCGAGAGGAGCUGGCACUGAAGAUAGACCUGACUGAGGCUCGGGUACAGGUGUGGUUUCAGAACAGGCGUGCCAAGUUUCGUAAGCAGGAGCGGGCAGCAAAUGCCAAAGCCAACAGCUCUGGGGGUCCCAACGGGAGCACGAGCAGCAACAACUCUGGAGGGAAGAAGGGUGGAGAGCCGAGAUCUUCAUCAGAUGAUGAUGAAUCUAAAGAAUCCACCUGCAGCCCAACACCUGAUAGCACGGCCUCCUUGCCGGGCUCAGCUAACGGCAACCUGGGCAGCCCUGCCAGCCUGAGCCCCAGUCCUGCUCCUGCCAACAGUGGUUACGCCAACACCUCCACCUCUCCGGUUCUUCAGGGGCUGAAGCCACCCAGCUGGUCCAGCCUGGGGCCGUCCAACCCAGCCGUGGCUCAGCCUGCCGUGCAGACUCAGGAGAUCCUGAAGGCCUGGCAGCCAGCGGACAGUAUGACUGGGCCCUUUGCUGGAGUCCUGUCCUCCUUCCACAGAAAACCCAAUCCUGCUAUCAAGACAAACCUGUUCUGAAGCACAGAGGAAGAGAAUAAGCAAACAUUAUGUGGUACCACAGGAUCAGUGUUGGGACAGUGGGGACUGGCCUUUCAUUAGGCUGAUUUGAAUGGUGUAGUUUGAUGGGGCCCUCUUACCUUCUCUAGAAAAUUCUCCUGUUUAACAUACAAAGCUCAGAUGAAUUUAAAUGUCUGGUUACCAUUGCUUCCCAAAUUCCAGGAUGUGAACGUUUCUUUUCCUGCAAGACUGAAAAACUUCACAUCCAUCCCAAAAUCAGAGCUUUUCUCUCAGUUUUAGUAAGACAUUCCCCUCCCUCAGAUUAAGCAAGAGACCGUGUUGUUGGUUCUAUCUGUGAUGUAAAAUUCUUCAUGUGCAGGCUCUUCACCUCAGUGAUACUGGAUGUUAGGUUUAGUCAAAUCAGAGCUUAUUUGACUUAUACACAUUGGAUUAACAACACACAUCUCUUUUCCUUCCUUUUUCUCAGAUUCCCACACUUGCUGCAUUACAACAUCACCCACCCUGCAUGGCAGUCUUUUGAGCAGAAAUCCAAACAUAAUGCUCCAGUCUCUGCUGGGAAAACAAAACAAACAAACUUCUACCCUCAAGCACAACUUCCUCUAAGCCCCCUGACAUAUACAGUCCUACCAGAAAGGAACAGGGUCCCCCUUAAAUCUCUUUGCUGAGCAGAGCAGAGCAUCCAGAAAUCCAAUUAGAGCAGCCUGGGUCCAGACCAGACACAUCCACAGUUCAUCCCCUCCUCCUCAUCCUUCUUUUACUUUACUGUAUCAAGUCAUGACCCCCCCCACCCCCACCGAAUACAUGCUCAGUGUGACCCCAAUCCCAUCUUGCUUUUCUCAACAUAACAGUGGGCACUUUGUUAAAAUGCAGCAAGGGAGAGACACAAACCUGACAGUAAAGGAGUUGCUGGUUUCUCACUUUGAAUUUUCAUGAUUCUUGUGCUGGAUUUAGGAAAAAGAAACACUUUGCUGCUUCAGUUGUGCUACGAACUCUAGCCAGUUGCAUCCUGUCCCCCACUCUGACUUUUUAUCAAUUUAUGAACUUUGCCACUCUGAAAUUCCUCUCAACCUGGCCUCUACUAAAGAGCGAUACAGACAGCAUCUGUGCUAAGUUGCUUGUAUAUCAUUCCCUGUUUUAUUUUGCAGUGAAUCACUGAAACAAGACUGAUUUGGAGCUGAUUUUCUGGAAGGAUUUACUCCAGAUAUCUCAAAAAAGGGAAAAAGUAUUUAUUAAUAUUCUUUGAUAUGUCAGUGAAGUGACAAACCCACAGAUUUCUUUGGACUGCUCCUUGAAAUUUUGUGACUGUAAAUUUACUUAAUAUAAAUAUUAGGUAGGCUUUUGUUUUGAUUUCUCUCAUGUUGCUUUACAGAUUUAAGUUCAUUGCAGAGCACCUGUCUCACAGACCAACAAAGAAUCGACGGACGCUCUAAUGAAUGAGAAGUUAUAGCACUACUCUGAAUAUUCUAAUAAAUCUACAUUA